This is a messenger RNA of Alternaria atra, 333 nucleotides long. RefSeq lists its product as uncharacterized. The transcript is spliced from 2 exons. The record is from RefSeq and is a predicted model, not a curated record. The coding region runs from base 1 to 333 and encodes 110 amino acids. Lineage: Eukaryota; Fungi; Ascomycota; Dothideomycetes; Pleosporales; Pleosporaceae.
AUGGAUGAAUCAUUCAAAGAACGGCAUCGAGAGAUCCUGGAGGGGGCCAGGGCUGCUAUGGCGCCUGAGCCUAGGGAUAAAGCAUUAUGGGCAGACAUCGAAAAGCUCAACAACGAUGAACAGGUCCCAGGGGACUGGACCCUGGAAGCAAGGUUGACCAUCCAAGCGGCUCAGGCACGAAGAGCCGCCGUGGCCGCCGCUGUGACCAUCGAAGAGACGGUGAACAACUUCAGCAAGCGUGCCAGUAUCGAAGGUUCACGCAGCGCACAUCAAGCAAUAUCCUCUGGUGACGGCCUGGGAAGAGAAGCGGAAUGCCGGUACAUACCUCUUUAG